CUCCAACUUGUCACACCUGCUGUUGUGAGAAAAUGUACACGUGCUGUGUGGCUUAUCAACAGGAAGUGAGAGUGGUCGAAAACAGAACCCUGGCGAACCUACAGUACCACAGGUGUCUUCGUCUUUAAGUUAGAGUUUUCCCUCAGACCCGAACAACGAGGAUAUAUUGAACAUGUUUGGUGUAUGUGUUCUCGCUAGCUUCAUGCUCAUCAGUCAAACUGCAGGCGAUGGGGUCAGCACCUUGAGCUCACUGUUUGACCAAUAUUACCAGUGGCGACUGAAGGACUCCCCGGAGUUGGCCACCUACCUCAACGUACACGACUACGACGAUAAAACGGACAGUGUUGGCCUCGCGGAGUUCGACUUCACAAAGGCGAAGGUUGACGAGUUUCUAAAGAGUCUUAGUAAGAUCGACUACAACUCUCUGCCCAGACAACAACGGCACAACUACGCCGUCCUGAACGACACACUCACCACCGUGUCGCAGGGAUACCAGUGGAGACUAUACGGUGCGAUUAACCCCAUCAACUUUCUCGAGGGCGAUCAAGUAGAUCCUGAAUCUCUCCUGAAGAUCACAAGAUUUGAGACCAAAGUGGACUUUUUGAACUUUAUAAGCAGAAUUAGACUCUAUCCGCGACAGAUGAGAGAUAAGAUUACCUUGAUGACCGAAUCUGUACGACUUGGGAGAACAAACAACGCCUUUUCUAUGACUAAGGUUCCUGGUCAGAUCGACGACCUUCUCAAGGAUGAUCCUACGGACUUUGUCUACUACAAACCCUUCUUAUCUGAUCUGGACAACCUGAGUAUCCCUGAAUCAGAAAGGUUGGAAAUGCGACAGAAAGCCAAGAAUGCGUCCCAAAACAUCAUGGAUGCCUUUAAAGCGCUAAAACAAUUUAUAAUCAAUGAGUACAUCCCUCACGCCCGUCCAACCUUUGGUGUGGGGGGACUCAACCAGGGAGGCAACUACUACACCAACUGUCUCAGAUGGCAUCUGACAGUUGACACUUCACCAGGACAAGUGCACCAACUUGGUUUAACGGAAGUCGCCAGGAUUAGUAAGAAAAUGAAAGACAUAAUGCUGAAGCAGAACUUCAACGGAACAAUAUCUGAAUAUUUCGCCAUGUUGAGGAAAGAUCCGAGGUUUCACUUUAAAACUGCAGAUGAGAUCAUUGCCAAGUACAAGGAUAUCCUCUACAACAGACUGUACCCCGCUCUCCCCAAGGUCUUCAAGAACAUUCCUCCGUAUAAAGUCAAAGUAACUGCGAUGGGAAAUGACGGCGCGCCGGCCCAGUACAUGCCCGGGUCCUCUGACGGGUCCAGGCAGGCCGAGUUCCAGGCCAAUCUCUUCAGGCCCAACGAAACGGACAGUUUCAUCAUGGUGGGGGAUGCUCUACACGAAGGGGUCCCUGGACACCACCUGCAGUUCAUAUACCAACAGACGUCCAAUCUUCCGCACUUCCGGAAAGAGGACUUGACCGGCGCCUUCUACUCCAUACCCUUCUCCUACCCGGGGUAUUCAUCGUAUGUAGAGGGAUGGGCCCUCUAUGCCGAAUCUCUGGGGGAAGAGUUGGGACUGUAUAAAGACGACUACGAACUUAUGGGUCGGUACAGUAACGAAAUCUUCAGAGCCUGCCGACUAGUUGUGGACACCGGACUCCACUUCAUGGGAUGGUCACGCUCGAGAGCUCUCAGCUUCAUGCAGGAAUACAACGCCCUGAGUGGAGGGAAUAUGGAAAACGAGAUUGACCGCUAUAUCACGUGGCCAGGUCAGGCCUGCGCAUACAAAAUAGGAGAGCUGAAGAUUCGGGCUUUGAGAGAGAAAGCCGAGUCUGCUCUAGGUUCUAAGUUCGACAUCCGGGAGUUCCACGACGUUGUCUUGAGAGACGGGGCUGUACCACUGACGCUGUUGGAAAUCAUGAUUAACGACUGGAUCGCGGAUGUUCUUGGAUCAGGAACUAACCAGACGUCAACGGCUGUGUCUGGGCAUGCGUCAUCUUCCGCUCCACCUGGCGGCAAAACGUUUACGUCUGGUGUUCACGCAAAGUCUGAUUUGCCUGUGUCAACAAUGGCACCGAUUCACACCUCUACCAGAAAAAGUGUUUACACUUUCACUGGACAGCUGCCUAUCCUUCCGAACAUUGGCUGAGCUAUACAUAUAUAUCCCUUACCCUGUUUAACUGAACGUCUUUGAAUUGAUGAGGAAUGAAUGAAAUUAAAGGGCUAUCACGUG
Haliotis rubra (blacklip abalone) is the source of this 2230-nucleotide messenger RNA. RefSeq lists its product as uncharacterized. The record is from RefSeq and is a predicted model, not a curated record. The coding region runs from base 173 to 2146 and encodes 657 amino acids. Lineage: Eukaryota; Metazoa; Mollusca; Gastropoda; Lepetellida; Haliotidae. The transcript is spliced from 18 exons.